This is a messenger RNA of Lucilia sericata (common green bottle fly), 1926 nucleotides long. RefSeq names its product G protein-activated inward rectifier potassium channel 3 (gene Irk2). The record is from RefSeq and is a predicted model, not a curated record. Gene Ontology annotation, molecular function: inward rectifier potassium channel activity. Lineage: Eukaryota; Metazoa; Arthropoda; Insecta; Diptera; Calliphoridae. Gene Ontology annotation, cellular component: plasma membrane. Gene Ontology annotation, biological process: regulation of monoatomic ion transmembrane transport; potassium ion import across plasma membrane. The transcript has 4 exons. The coding region runs from base 266 to 1651 and encodes 461 amino acids.
GAUUUUAAUUUUUCCAUUCAAAAUUUAGUUCACUACUCGCACACUUACGGUCAACAACACGAAACGGAUUUUCGUACAUUAAUGUCACCGGCCGGAAACGCGUAAACGUUUUUCUCUUAAAGGAUAUUCCAAAACAAGAAUCCUUUUUCUACUUUUAAGAAAUAAAACUUAAAAGAUUUUGAAUUUUAUUUUAAUCGGCUGCUUAGCAUUUUUCUAUAUUAUAACACGUUAUCUAUUGGAUUUUGAAACCCAUAACUCUGACAAUAUGCACAAACCUCUGACAGAUGUUCAGGUGCUUCGCGAAGCCGAUGAAGAUAAUUAUGAUACUAAGGAUGAUCAGAGUUUUCUUACCAAUCAUAUGAAACGCCAAUAUAUGCGUGGAAUUUCAACAACUACCUCACAAGCUGGUGGCGGCGGAGUUUAUUAUGAAGCUUUAAAGGGUUCCAGUGGUUCGCUGGUGAAAGGAUCACGCAACUACCGUCCGGGUAGUAUGCGCAAAGUUCGAAGACGAGCUGUAUUCAAAAAUGGCGACUGUAAUGUGCUACAGAAAAACCUCACCAAAAGACGUUUACGUUUUCUACAGGAUAUGUACACCACCCUGGUAGACUCACAAUGGCGAUGGACUUUAUUGGCAUUUGCUUUGUCAUUCAUAUUGUCAUGGUUGUUAUUUGCUGUUCUCUGGUGGCUGAUCAUGUAUACACAUGGAGAUUUGGAAGAGUUACAUUUGCCAGCCAAUCAGGAGGAAAGUGGCUGGGAACCUUGCGUCUCUGCUAUACACGGUUUCACUUCCUGUUUCCUGUUCUCUAUUGAAACCCAGCAUACAAUUGGUUAUGGUGUACGCACUACUUCAGAAGCUUGUCCCGAAGCCAUUUUCAUGAUGUGCUUCCAAUCUAUUUAUGGAGUCAUGUCCUCCGCCUUUAUGGCCGGUAUUGUUUUUGCUAAAAUGACUCGUGCCAAACAACGUGCCCAGACAUUACUCUUCUCGAAAAAUGCUGUCAUCUGUCAGCGUGAUGGUGCUCUUAGUCUUAUGUUCCGAGUAGGUGAUAUGCGCAAAUCACAUAUUAUUGGUGCCAGUGUUAAGGCGCAAUUGAUACGUACUCGUACCACCAAGGAAGGCGAAGUGAUGACUCAACAUUUCACCGACUUGGAAAUUGGUGCAGAUGAAUGUGGCUCCGAUAUUUUCUUUAUUUGGCCCAUGGUUAUUGAGCAUAAAAUCGAUGAAAACUCUCCACUCUACAACAUAUCCGCCACUGAUCUGUUACAAGAUAAAUUUGAAAUUGUUGUCAUACUUGAGGGUACUGUUGAAUCUACCGGUCAAUCGACACAAGCUCGUUCUAGUUAUAUCAACACCGAAAUUCUAUGGGGUCAUCGUUUUGAUCCAGUUGUUGUUUACAACAAAGAUCGCCAGGCCUAUGAGAUUGAUUAUGCUCGUUUCAAUGAAACAACACAGGUCGAUACUCCCCUGUGUAGUGCUCGGGAUUUAAAUGAAAUCUAUAAGAUACAGGAGGGUUUCACAACACCCGACAUUUGCAAAGAAUUUCCUUAUGAAUCGGGAAAAGAAAACACCAACUCCUUACGCUCCUAUGCGCCAAUGAGUCAAACGAAAAAACGUGCUGUUAUGUACACUUGGCAAUUUUCUACAGAAUCUUAAUACAUAAGCAGAUACUAAUUUUAAGCUUUUAAAAUAACAUAAAUUUUAUUUAAACAUAAUUUUACUUUUAUCCUUUGCAUGAUUUUUUUCCAGUUUCAUCACAUGUUUUAAGAGAAUUAAAAUCAUACAUCCAGCUGUGAAUUGUGUUUCGUGGUUACAUUAUCAGUUAAUUACCAAAUAUUUUUGUCGCGUUUUUUCUUUACUUCUGUCAUAAUUAAUAUGACAAUAUUAAUAAUGUUCAAUAAAAUUCCAUAUAACAUUAACUGCGAACAUAC